Messenger RNA from Osmia bicornis bicornis, 1149 nucleotides. RefSeq lists its product as uncharacterized. The record is from RefSeq and is a predicted model, not a curated record. The transcript has 4 exons. Lineage: Eukaryota; Metazoa; Arthropoda; Insecta; Hymenoptera; Megachilidae.
AUGGGACUUCUAAUGGGAGAGUUCUUGAGGUUCCGUUGGGUUCAGAGUGGUUUCUGUAUUCUGCUCCUGACAAUCGGCGAACCUCUACUUGUUCUCACGGACAAGGUGCUGUUGGUGAUCCCCCAGCAAACCAGGCGAAGCCUUGGACCAUCAUUGCGGUCUUCUCCACCGCGUUACAGAAAAUCUUCUCACGAUACCGAGUCCCACUAUCACAAGUACUAUAGUCCUCCCUUUCAUUAUCAUAAGAGACCUGUGCACGGCAGUGUGCCGCUUCCUCACGGAGGGGAUGAUUUCGAUCAAGGUCACGAGCAAGUGAACCACGUGCAUCUACCUUACGGAAAAGGCAUCAGUCAUGCCAUUUCUUAUGGCAAGGGGUAUAUUCCUUACGAUAAAGUGAAGAACGCCAUCUCCUAUGGUCCCGAAAGGUAAGGACACUCAGGAUCGCAGGGGUACAAGCAUUCAGAGCCGGACUACGAGUCCACCUCCUAUUCUUCAAGCGGAGACUACCCCCCAUCAGGACAAUUGUACGAAACCCAUCAAUCGGAAGCCUACUUCUCGAACCCGGACAGUGACGUAAGUUACAACGAAAGAAGAAACGACGAGAAGAAAUUCUACACCUCCAGAUCCAUCGAGAAAGAGCUAACAGCCAACAGUGCCAUCGAUUUCAAUGGCGCUGCGAACAAGGACCAACUUCUUCUUCUGCAACAGAAAUCUGCAGACUUGUUCAACAACAUCACUCCACAACCAGAAGGUGGCGUUGUGCUACCAACCGGAGUACCAUCGGCAACCAUCGGUGGUAGCAAAGAAGGCAUCGUCCUAAGAGACACAGUGUCAAUGGACGAGUAUCAGCAGAAGUUACAAGAGAUGACGAAAUCUUGGCCCCAAUUUUUAUCCAACGCCGCUACAACGUUCAAUAGUAAUUUUCAUAAUCAACCAGUGACAGCGAGUUACACCAUAGCUGCUUCUUCCACACCCUUCAACGGUUGGUCCUUGAAUUUCGCUCAACCAAAAGGCUACGACGUGAAGGAGGACACCAUGGAACCACCCCAUGAUUUUCGUACCGCCCCUAUUCAAACGACUCCUUAUCAGACUUAUUCCAUUCCCGUGAACGUGGCUCAGCAUUCUGUGGUGCAAAUGGUUCAGGGUUAA